Messenger RNA from Lathyrus sativus (Indian pea), 1557 nucleotides. The record is from the annotation of a GenBank genome assembly. Lineage: Eukaryota; Viridiplantae; Streptophyta; Magnoliopsida; Fabales; Fabaceae.
AUGACACGCUCUACUGGAAGUGGUAGAAUGGAGGCUAUGCCAAGGCCUAUGGCCGCUGGAGGUUCCUCUCAAACUGUAGCAGAAGAUGACAAUGCCUGGCAGAAAUCAGCUGCUGCGUAUACUUAUAAACAACUGCGUGAGGCAGAUGAAGCAAAUUUGCUUAGUGAAGAAGAUAUGCAUGUUUAUGGUGAGAGACCCAUGACUGAUCCCUUGAAGCUGGUACGAUGCAAAACUUGCAAGAAACCAAUCAAGGAAAGCCAAUUUGCUGCUCAUGCAGAACUUUGUAGAUCAUUAAAGCUCACAGAACAAACUGGGCUGGAGUUUAAUCGCAACACAAGGAAUCGAAAACCUCCAAGGAAUGAUAAGAAAAAGUUAUCGGCUUCAUCUGCAGCUGGGAAGCGGAAAAAGUCUGAGUCGUUGGAUAAUAUUGACACUGUUGUGUCACAGUCCCACAUGAACAGUCAAAUCAGAGGGACUUCAUUUUCAAAUGAUGUUAAAGCUAGGAAGCGGAGAAAGUCUGAGUCUUUGGAUAAUAUUGACACUGUUGUGUCACAGUCCCACUUGAACAGUCAAAUCAGACGGACUUCCUUUUCAAAUGAUGUUAAAGAUGCGGUAGCUUCUUUGUUGGAUGAUUCUGGAGUUAGUUCUGGAAAUAGAGUUCUCCAAGCUUCAGUAAUGUAUCCUCCCACAAAACAUCAUAAAUUGAAGACAAGCACACAUAUAUCUGUAAUAGAUGAGCAUGGAACAGAGUCUGGAGUGUCAAAAGCUGCGAGUUUAACAAAUGGAACCACUCAUGCAGCGCCGACAUCUAUGUUGGAUGAUACUGGAGUUAAUAGUGGGAAUAGAGUUCUCCAAGCUUCAGUAAUGUAUCCUCCAACAAAACGACAUAAAUUGAUGGCAAGCACACACAUAGCUGUAUUAGAAGAGCGUGGAACAGAGUCUGGAGUGUUAAAAGCUGCAAGUUUAACAAAUGGAACCACUCGGAAAGAUAUGACUGAAGAGAUUGUAUCGGAACAUGGAGAUCCUUUCCAUAAAAAUGGUCAGCAGGUCCAUAUGCAACACCAACACAUGAAGAAUAAUGAUUUUCCUGCACCCCUUGCUACGAAGAUAUAUUAUUCUCAAAGGACUAAUCGACUGCGUGCUGCUAUUCGUCAUAUGUACUUUGAGAACCUGAGCGAGGAAGUACGUGCCGAUGUUGAGUGUCCAAAGACAUCAAAUGAAGAGAUGGUUGCAUUGCAAGGUUUGUCUCAGGUGGACCCUUCAUUUGAGCAAAUGGACAAUGUGGUCAACAAGGAGAGCCACUCCGGAAUGAUGUACACCAAAAAUUCUGAUGAUAUUCUUGCAAAACGCUCAGAAGUUUGCUUGCUUAAAGCAGGAGGCGUGCCUAGUGAUGGCUUGUCAAAUCAGUUUUUUCUUGACAACGUUUCAAGGUCUGCAGCUACUCAUGUUGGUUUAACUAGAGGCAGUUUUCUUCCAAAGGCUUAUUCUUUUCCAAGCAACGCAGGGAAUCGCCUGGAAACCCUGCAACAGCCAAAUGGGAGUGUUCCUGUUAUCUAG